GGGGGCGGGGGCAGCAGUAAGGGGGGGGGCGACCAGGCAGCGGUGGAAGCGACUGAAGGAUGCUUCUUUUUCAGCAUGCAGUGACUGAUCCUGGAGCCUGAAGGCGCAGUGGGUCCGGUGGGCACCUGAGCUUAGAUGAAGGAUGAAGAGCCCGGUGCACAGAUGCAGGGAUGUGGAGCACGGGCGGGGGCGGUCUGGGUCCGGAUCCGGUGGAACGUCCAACUGCCUCCAGCCCGAGCAGCGCAUCCCGAUCUCCAAAGACGUCAUCACCUCCUCGUCUGCCUCGGCCAUGUGGUUCAUCAGGGACGCUUGCGGCAUCAUUUGCGCCGUCAUCACCUGGCUGCUGGUGUUUUACGCGGAGUUCGUGGUGCUGUUUGUGAUGCUGCUGCCCUCCAAGAAUCUGACCUACAGCAUAGUGAACGGGACUCUGUUCAACACGCUGGCCUUUCUUGCCCUUGCCUCACAUCUCAGGGCGAUGUGCACUGACCCUGGGGCGGUGCCAAAAGGGAACGCUACAAAGGAAUACAUAGAAAGCCUUCAGCUGAAACCAGGGCAGGUGGUCUACAAAUGUCCCAAGUGCUGCAGUAUCAAGCCUGACCGAGCACACCACUGCAGUGUUUGCAAACGCUGCAUACGGAAGAUGGACCACCACUGCCCCUGGGUCAAUAACUGUGUCGGAGAGAACAACCAAAAGUACUUUGUGCUUUUCACAAUGUACAUUGCACUCAUCUCUCUCCACGCUCUAAUCAUGGUGGUCUUCCAUUUCCUCUACUGCUUUGAAGAUGAUUGGACAAAGUGCAGUUCCUUCUCUCCUCCAGCAACAGUCAUCCUCCUCAUUCUCCUGUGCUUUGAGGGCCUCCUCUUCCUUAUCUUCACCUCUGUGAUGUUCGGCACCCAAGUCCACUCCAUCUGUACCGACGAGACCGGCAUAGAGCAGUUGAAAAAGGAAGAGAGAAGAUGGGCUAAAAAAACUAAGUGGAUGAACAUGAGGGCGGUGUUCGGACACCCUUUCUCCUUAUUGUGGUUUAGCCCCUUCUCCACCCCCGACCACGGGAAGGCGGAGACUUACCAGUAUGUGGUGUGAGAUCAGCGCAGGGAACGAGGCCACCGGGUCAAAACCAAAGUGGGAAAAAGGGGGCGAGCAGAAGGUUUUCUUCCACGUCCCCCCCCCCCCUCGCCCCUCCCCCCCACGCUGAACAUGACGUACGCUCUGUCUCCCACAGUAGCCAUGGACAGCUUUGCACCUGCUUUUUGUGUUGCCGACUAACUGCGCUAUCCGUUUGAUUCUGUUGUGUUGAGUACACCGAGUUGCAGAGAAAAAGAAACACUUUGAGUUUGUGAAACACUGUGAUGGAUCUGUGUGUUUUUCUGAGCUGUUACUAUUUCUGUUGUAUCCGAAGCCUUCUCUUUUCCUGCUCUGUCUUUUCUCCUGCUGUUCUUAAAGGGUCAGUUCAACACAAACUCACAUUCACUUGGUUUUUAAUGUUGGACUCGUGUCAUGCAGGCAGUUUCUGGAAAACUCCUCAAAAACCUUGUUGAGCUGUGUCAAAAGGAACAUUUCUGCACAAAUUUUCUUAAUUUACUUAAAACUUUUCCUUAGGGCUGGGUGAUAUAACCAAAGAAAUCUGUCUUUUUCCAAAUUUUACGGACGACUAAGACUUUAAAGUAACUUUUGUCCAUGUGAACGUAAGAUAAAUAGUAACAAAAAAGCAGAACUUACAAGAGUGUUAAUGUGCAUAGGAUUAAAUAAAACCUCGAUAGCAACAUUGAGAAUGAAUAUAUUUCAUCCAACAAUCAGGUUGAAUUAUUAAAAACAUCAAUAAUUGUCAAACAAAUGGAAAAAAAUUGAUUACUUGAAUUUUAAAUGGGCGAUAGUGUUUUUUUUUCUGUGUCAAGGAUGAUUUAUGAUUGUGUUCUUGCUACAUGAACUGAAGACAAAGCUUGAUCCAAAAAUACUCACUCUUCAUUAAACCUGUCAUGCAGAACUGUAGAAACAUAUUCACAGUUAAUGCGUGGUUGAAAAACAAAGUCCCUGUUGAUGGACCUGUGGGGUUGAAUUAAUGAAGAAUUCAGACCCAAGCAGAGCAUUUACAGUUUAUGUAGACCACAGGGAAGUGUUUUAAAAUGCAUAAUUCCAUUUAAAAAAAGCUAAAUAUAUAUCUCCUUUGAUGCUAAAGUCAAGAGGUAAAUAAGGGACGCGUAACGUAAAUUAAGGACAAAAUAAUCUGUACAAAAUAAUGAUUUAUUUAACACAAAUACUCAGAAACUGGAACCAAAGAGAUGAAAAAAGACAAGGAAACUAAUGCCAAACUAAAGGGAUGAACGUCCCACAAUUCCAAGCUAAAACUAGGACUAAAGGGAAGGAUGGUGACUGCUUAUCUCUUAUAUAAUGAAUCACACUAUUAAAACCAUAGCACUUUUGGGUCAGACUGUGUACAUUACAAAAAGCAAACAGGUUGCAAUAAUAACAUCAUAAUAUAAUUUUCAUUGAGCAUCAAACUUCUACAGAGGAAUUAUGCAGAUUCUGUCAUUUGUAUUAUUUUCAGAAAACAUAACCUGCAUUAAUUGAAUGAAUUUGGUUUAUAGUCGCUGAAAAAAUUAUUAGACCACCCCUUGUUUUCUUCAGUUUCUUGUUCAUUUUAAUGCCUGGUACAACUAAAGGUACAUUUGUUUGGACGA
Molecule: messenger RNA, 2679 nt
Organism: Sphaeramia orbicularis (orbiculate cardinalfish)
Lineage: Eukaryota; Metazoa; Chordata; Actinopteri; Kurtiformes; Apogonidae
Gene: zdhhc3a
Product: zDHHC palmitoyltransferase 3a
Exons: 7
Coding region: 143-1084 (313 amino acids)
Molecular function (GO): palmitoyltransferase activity
Source: RefSeq, a predicted model, not a curated record